UCAUCGUUCUGCUUUCACUACCUUCUUCGUUCACUCUCCAUCAAUGGCGUCUUCUUCUCUAUCAACUCUUUGCAGCUCUACCUCGUCUUCUCUGCAUCCCAAAUCUAAGCUCUCACAUUCUCUUUCUGCUAAAUUAUCCUCUAAAGCAAAUGUUUCCGUCCAGUUUCUGGGAAAGAGACAGCCCCAACUUAUCUCCUCAACACCGAGAUUUCUCACCGUUAUCGCCAUGGCUCCGCCUAAACCCGGAGGCAAAGCCAAAAAAGUUGUCGGAGUUAUUAAACUGGCUCUAGAGGCCGGCAAAGCAACUCCGGCGCCGCCUGUUGGUCCAGCACUUGGUUCAAAGGGAGUCAACAUUAUGGCUUUUUGCAAGGAUUACAAUGCCAGAACCGCAGAUAAAGCCGGUUAUAUCAUUCCCGUUGAAAUCACAGUCUUCGAUGAUAAGAGCUUCACAUUUAUACUCAAGACCCCUCCUGCUUCGGUUCUGUUGCUCAAGGCUGCAGGUGUUGAGAAGGGAUCGAAAGAUCCGAAGCAAGAUAAAGUUGGGAUGAUAACAAUAGACCAACUACGCACAAUCGCAGCAGAGAAGCUCCCCGAUUUGAAUUGCACGACCAUUGAAUCCGCUAUGAGAAUCAUUGCAGGAACUGCAGCUAACAUGGGGAUCGACAUAGACCCUCCAGUUCUUGAACCCAAAAAGAAAGCAGUUUUGUUGUAAAAGCUGCCCGCAUGGUAGUUUCUCUGUUUUGAUAAUGUCUGAUUCAUUUCUAAGUGUAAUUUCCAGUAAUACACUUGAGAGAAAUCCAUAUAAAGAUUAUUUUGCGUAAAUCACAGUCUUGGUGUGCAACAUGUAUAUGUGUCCAAGAAGGAAAUCUUAGCCGCAA
This is a messenger RNA of Eutrema salsugineum, 878 nucleotides long. Its product is annotated as 50S ribosomal protein L11, chloroplastic. Lineage: Eukaryota; Viridiplantae; Streptophyta; Magnoliopsida; Brassicales; Brassicaceae. Gene Ontology annotation, cellular component: ribosome; large ribosomal subunit. The record is from RefSeq and is a predicted model, not a curated record. Gene Ontology annotation, biological process: translation. The transcript has 4 exons. Bases 44 to 712 code for a protein of 222 amino acids. Gene Ontology annotation, molecular function: structural constituent of ribosome; large ribosomal subunit rRNA binding.